Peromyscus californicus insignis is the source of this 8087-nucleotide messenger RNA. It is a transcript of the gene Filip1l, whose product is annotated as filamin A interacting protein 1 like. NCBI's taxonomy places the organism in Eukaryota, Metazoa, Chordata, Mammalia, Rodentia, Cricetidae. The record is from RefSeq and is a predicted model, not a curated record. Bases 5 to 3565 code for a protein of 1186 amino acids. The transcript has 5 exons.
AAGAAUGCGUUCCAGAAGCAGCAACACUGAGGGCUCAGCCCCAAAGCAAUUCCCAAGACGUAGCAAAUUCCCCAGUCUCCAGGACAUGAGGCACAGAGAGAAGGACAAAGACCCUUCUGGAGAGACAGAUGGGGUCCUUCCACAUCCCACAUCAGAGAAGUCACACACUGGCAAAGGCCACCAAGCAGAAGACCUCUCAAGAGAUGACUUACUAUUUCUCCUCAGCAUUCUGGAGGGAGAACUGCAGGCUCGAGAUGAAGUCAUAGGCAUUUUGAGGGCUGAAAAAAUGGACUUGGCUUUGCUGGAAGCUCAGUAUGGGUUUGUCACUCCAAAAAAGGUGUUGGAGGCUCUCCAGAGAGAUGCCUUUCAAGCAACAUCCAUCCCCUGGCAGGAGGACAUCUAUGAGAAACCAAUGAAUGAGUUGGAUAAAGUCAUAGAAAAGCAUAAAGAAUCGCACAGACGAAUCUUGGAACAACUUUUAAUGGUAGAAAAAUCCCACAGGCAAACCAUAAUGGAGAUGGAGGAAGAAAAGAGAAAACAUAAAGAAUAUAUGGAAAAGAGCGAUGAAUUCAUAAACUUAUUGGAACAGGAAUGUGAAAGAUUAAAGAAGCUAAUUGAUCAGGAAACUGAGUCCCAGGAGAGGAAGGCGCAAGAGAAGGAGAAGAGGAUCAAGGCCCUGAAGGAGGAGCUGACCAAGCUGAAGUCUUUUGCUUUGAUGGUGGUGGAUGAACAACAAAGGCUUACGGCCCAGCUUGCCCUUCAAAGACAGAAAAUCCAAGACCUGACCACAAGUGCCAAGGAAACACAUGGUAAACUAGUCCUUGCUGAAGCCAGAGCUCAGAAAGAAGAGCAGAAGGCAACCAGACUAGAAAAAGAACUACAAACACAGACCACAGCGUUUCACCAGAACCAAGACAAAAUUAUGGCGAAGCUCACCAAUGAGGACAGUCAAAAUCGCCAACUCCGCCAAAAGCUGGCAGCACUCAGCCGGCAAAUUGAUGAGUUAGAAGAGACCAACAGGUCUUUAAGAAAAGCCGAGGAAGAGCUGCAAGAAAUAAAGGAAAAAAUCAACAAGGGAGAAUAUGGAAACACUGGCAUCAUGGAUGAAGUGGACGAGCUCAGGAAGCGUGUGCUGGAUAUGGAGGGAAAAGAUGAGGAGCUCAUAAAAAUGGAGGAGCAGUGCAAAGAUCUUAAUAAGAGGCUUGAGAAAGAGACAGUACAGAGUAAAGACUUCAAACUAGAGGUCGAAAAACUCAGUAAAAGGAUUACAGCUCUGGAAAAAUUAGAAGAUGCUUUAGACAAAAGCAAACAAGAAUGCUACUCUCUGAAAUGCAAUUUAGAAAAAGAAAAGAUGACCACAAAGCAGUUGGCUGAAGAACUGGAGAGUUUAAACGCUAGGAUCAAAGAGCUAGAAGCCAUUGAAAGUCGGCUAGAAAAGACAGAAUUCACUCUAAAGGAUGAUUUAACUAAACUGAAAACAUUAACUGUAAUGCUUGUAGAUGAGCGCAAAACAAUGAGUGAAAAAUUAAAGCAAACUGAAGAAAAGUUACAAACCACUGCCUCCCAGCUCCAGGCAGAGCAAAAUAAAGUGACGACAGUGACUGAGAAGUUAAUUGAGGAAACUAAAAGGGCACUCAAGUCCAAAACUGAUGCUGAAGAGAAGAUGUACAAUGUAACUAAGGAGCGAGAUGACCUCAGAAAUAAACUGAAAGCAGAAGAAGAGAAAGGACUUGAUCUGUUGUCCAAAGUUAAUAUACUGAAAAACAGGCUUCAGUCACUGGAAGCAAUUGAGAAAGAUUUUGUCAAAAACAAAUUAAAUCAAGACUCCAGUAAGUCCACAACAGCAUUACACCAAGAAAACAAUAAGAUUAAAGAGCUCUCUCAAGAAGUGGAAGAGCUGAGGCUGAAGCUAAAGGACAUGAAAGCCAUUGAGGAUGACCUCAUGAAAACAGAGGAUGAGUAUGAGACCUUAGAACGGAGGUAUGCUACUGAGAGAGACAAGGCUCAAUUUCUGUCUGAAGAGCUGGAGCAUGUUCAAAUGGAACUUGCCAAGUACAAGUUAGCAGAAAAGACGGAGUCCAGCCAUGAGCAAUGGCUCUUCAAGAGGCUCCAAGAAGAAGAAGCGAAGUCAGGCCAUCUGUCAAGAGAAGUGGAUGCAUUAAAAGAGAAAAUUCAUGAGUACAUGGCAACAGAGGACCUCAUAUGUCACCUCCAGGGAGACCACUCCAUUCUGCAAAAGAAACUAAACCAACAAGAAAACAGGAACAGAGACUUGGGAAGAGAGAUUGAAAACCUUACCAAAGAGUUAGAAAGGUACCGGCAUUUUAGUAAGAGCCUCCGACCUAGUCUCAAUGGAAGAAGGAUCUCUGACCCUCAAGUGUUUUCUAAAGAAGUUCAAACAGAGGUAGUAGACAAUGAGCCACCAGACUACAAGAGCCUCAUUCCUCUAGAACGAGCAGUCAUCAAUGGUCAGCUAUAUGAGGAGAGUGGGGACCAAGAUGAGGAUGCUAUUGAGGAAUCUGUGCUGUCCUUCAAAUGCAAUCCAUCUGCGUCCCUUCCUGUAAACAGGAAACUGUGGAUUCCUUGGAUGAAAUCCAAGGAGGGCCACCCUCAGAAUGGAAAAAUACAAACUAAGUCCAAUGGCAACCUGGUGCAACCUGGGGAUCUAGUCCUAAGUCAUACACCUGGGCAGCCACUUCACAUAAAGGUUACUCCAGAUCAUGCCCAAAAUACAGCCACUCUUGAAAUCACAAGUCCAACUACAGAAAGUCCUCACUCUUACACCAGCACAGCGGUGAUACCAAACUGUGGCACCCCAAAGCAAAGGAUUACCAUUCUCCAAAAUGCCUCCAUAACACCAGUGAAGUCCAAAACCUCUACAGAAAGCCUUGUGAACUUAGAGCAAAGCAUGCCCCCAGUUACCAUGGCAACCUUUGCCAGAGCACAGACCCCAGAGUCCUGUGGUUCUGUAACUCCAGAACGGACAAUGUCACCUAUUCAGGUUUUGGCUAUGGCUGGUUCAGCUAGUUCUCCUGAGCAGGCUCGCUCCCCAGAGCCGAUAGAAAUCAGUGCCAAGCAUGCAAUUUUCAGAGUCUCCCCGGACCGGCAGUCAUCAUGGCAGUUUCAACGUUCAAACAGUAACAGUUCAAGUGUGAUAACUACUGAGGAUAAUAAAAUCCACAUUCACUUAGGAAGUCCUUACAUGCAAGCUGUCGCCAGCCCCGUGAGACCUGCCAGUCCUUCAGCACCACUGCAGGAUAACAGAACUCAAGGCUUAACUAAUGGGGCACUAAACAAAACAGCCAAUAAAGUCACCAGCAGUAUUACUAUUACACCAACAGCCACACCUCUUCCUCGACAAUCACAAAUUACAAUCAAAGGAGUAUGCAAGCAGAGAAUUCCAACAAGGAUCCCUAAACCCAAAUCUACAGGCAUCAGUAGACUUUCCAGCAAAACAGCCCUCGGACCUGUGGAUAAGCCUAGUCACCAAAAUGGCUGUGAAAAAUUACACAUCAUAAGAACUGUUACCUCUAACACAUUCCUCCACAUAGAAGGGAAAAGGUAAGUCACACCUAAGUACUGUCUAGGAAGAUUCAUCUCCAGAAAUAUCCGAGAAGCUACAAUCACGGAAGGCCAGAGAAGGAUGGCCAUCUAUCUCUCCAGGAAACGGUGAAGCAGCAUGCUGUCCUAUGGCUCACAGGUUGAUGGACCUGGUGAAGAGCAUGUCCAAAGAAGCAGUGCAUGUACACUUUCCAACUCUCUCUAGAGCAUACAUACACACUCUCUAGUUCACAACUGCACACCACUCAAUUCUUCAUGGCAUUUGUAACCUGACUCAAAGCUGGACUGCAGCAUCAGCUCAGGACAAGACUCGAUCCACUACUAUAGCUCAAGAGCCUUUUGUAAACAAAGAAGCAAUCUUUCAUUCUACAGAAUCACAUAAUCACAUGGGAUAAGAAAAUGGACUAGCAAGAAUUCCUGACUUAUUUGUGAAAGUAGGAUGAUUUUCAUCAAAAUGACAUAACAAUUAAAACCAAACUUUAAGGUCUAAAAACCAUCAUCUUAUGACUAUGAGAAAGAAAAGUAGUAAUUCUUAGCUAUAAGGAGAGAGAAACAACAAAAUUAGUAAUAGCUGAUUACAUCCUUGGUGUGGCCAACCAACAAUCACUGAUGUGUACAUACUUGACUACUAGCAUUCAGCCUCCUCUACCAUUUUUAUAGCAGAUUUCCCCUCCUAAAGAUUAAGUUAUAGAAUCAUAUUGCUUUGCAUGUAAGAUUAAAAAAGUCUUCAGAUUAGCACUGUGGCUUUCUAUAUUAAUCAGAGCAUAUGAGAAUCAAUGGUCACUACUACUGAAAUCUUACGAGGGAAAUAUAAAUCACUGUUAUGGUUCUUAAAAAAAAAGAGCAAUAAUUUAUCAUUUCAUAGGGCGUCUUUAUUCACAUCCCUUCCCUCAAUGUUACACAAAAAGAUUAGCAGAUUCAACAAACGCUUUGGUCCAGGAGACCCAGGAUGACAUUUACAGAAUACUGCAUUCAGUCAUCUACAGGCUGCACACAGUACCCUGGCAGUAGUAACAUGUAGUCACUGUUCUAUCUCAUUCAAGCUUGUGUCACUGAAUCAAGAGAAAGGAGUGAUUAUAAUUCAGUGUGGACACUGGCGCAAUGACAUUUUUAAGAUGAGGCAUUUUAGACUAAAGAGAUUUCACAACUUCACAAAGUCCCAGGGGUUGGGAGUGUCAAUGAUUUCUAUGACCCAUCACCGAACACUGGAGGCAUGGGCCUGGAGGAAAUCUUCCUGGCUGAGGACUACACUUCAGGUAGCUUUCUACAAUGGGCCUCAAAGCAGAAGCAAAGAACUGCCAUUCCCCACACUCACAUGGCUAAUCUAUUUCAAUGCAUACACUGAUGCCACAAUAUAACACCCCAGGGGGCCAUUUAAUGAAGAGAGGAAUGGGGGAAAGAGAGGGAGGGACAGGAAGAGGAAGCAGAGGAGGAAGAGGAGGAAGGUGGGCAGCACUAAGUUAUGCUAGUUAAAGAGGAAUGGUGUAUAGCACCAGGCAAGUAGCAGCGGAAGAUUGUGGGAGGACAAGUUAUGAGACUGAAACAAAAGCCAAAGUUAAAGCCAUAAGUGAAAAGAAAAGACUAUGAAUGAAGGGGAGGGAGCUCUGACGCCAAAAGCAAGACACAUCCACAGGGUGCACAGCAGCAUGCCUGAGAUAAAGCAGGUAUUUAAUACAUCUUAAGUAAAUUCAGGAUAAGGAAUGAGCUAGAGAGGCCAUUCAAUCAAGACACGGGUAGUGAAGUAUGGUAGGAUGGGAAAAUCAGUUAUGCCUGGGUACCAUUUAUUAUGCUAAUGGAGAGAUAAACUACUGGAAUCCCUAGAGUGAAAACCAAAUAGAUCAAAAGGAAGCAUAAAACAAGCUGGGCACAUGCCUAUAAUCUUACCAAGCUGGAGCAGAAGCAGGAGGCAAAAGGAAAAGGAUCAUGAGUGUGAGGCUAGUCUGAGCUGUUAUAUUGUCUCAAAAAAAAAAAAAAGUGCUGAGGCUACAGCUCUGGUAGAGAGAACACUUGCCUAGCAUUCACAAGGCCACAGGUUCAAUUCUCAGCAGUACACACACACACACACACACACACACACACACACACACACACACACACACACACACACACACACAAGGGAGCAACCAGUUAAGAGAGAACUGGUUGCUCUUUGGGAGGAUUCCCAGCACCCACAAGGCAGUUCACAACCAUCUGCAAUUCCAGUCACAGGUCAUCCGAUACCCUCUUCUGGCCUCCAUGGGCACUGCACAUAUGGAGACCAAACAUACUUGCAGGUAAAACACCCACACACAUAAGAAUAAAAUAAAAUUGAAUUUUUGAUAGGAAAAAUAACAUAUACUAUUAAUGGCUUCAGAAAAACAAAGUGCCUUGGAAAGUUUGAUCUUGAAAAGGAACACAAAAUAUGUUGUAUAUUAAAGGUUUUAACCUUGUUUUCUCCCACACUGGUACUCUCUCAAGUAUGUUUUAUAUCAAGAUGGCAUAAAUUCAUGAGCAAGGAAAGAAAGGAGAAGAUAUUGUUCAAAGUACUAAAAAGAAAAAAUACAAAAUAAUUAGGGACAUUUCUAUGAUCACCAGCAGUAAUUCAUCUUCAAAUGGCAAUCAAGUUCUCUCAUUAAGAUAAAAGUAUCACAAAAUGUUCCAUUUUAACCAAAGAAUUACCAACUACAACACAGGCUUACUCCAAGCAACAUCUGAGGCAUAACAGGCAAUGCAACUAAGAACUAAGUAUGACUUGGAUGUCAACAGCAUAGUGUUUGACAUAUAAAGCAAGUGAAACAAAGAAUCCUGCCACCCCAGCAUAACCCUGCUACAGAAAUGGGGCCGUUAUGAAGGGGGAAAAUAAAAAGUAAGUAAGAGAAGCUAUCCUACAUGAAGUGGGAAGGAGGCCCCUGGAAAGAAUGUGUUUAACAGGAGUAGAAGGGAGUGAGAGAGGUAAGGAGGGUGAAAAUGGACAAAAUACACCAUAUACAUAUGUGAAAUUGUCAGAAUGUUUUUAAAUUUCAAAAGGAAAAUGUCCUACAAUUCUAGAGUAACUGUGAUUAAAUUUUAAGAAAUAGAUAAAAGUCCAAGUGAAGGAAAAUAAUGAAACUCCUAAGAACUGAUAGUUUUAUGUUAAGAGUCCUACUUGUGCUUUGUUUAUUCAGCUUUGGUGAUCUCUGGAUUACUAUUUGAACUUUUUGAAAUCAUGUUAUCUAAUUUUAAUCAGAAUGUAAUUCAUCUAGUAUCUAACAGAACUGUGGACUGAAUACUAGGGUAACUAAUAAAAACCACUUUUCUCUAGGAUAUAUUUCAAAUUUCUUACAGAGAAAUAUAUAAUCCCCUGAGUUUGGGAUGUAAGCAGCAUCUUCAAGCUGGGUAGGCCAAAAUUCUAUUAUCUCACCUCAUUUGACAGGAAGGCUAAGAAUAAUUGUGAUAAUGAAAAAUGUUGAAAGAAAUCAAAACAAAACUAUUUUAUGAUAAGAAAAUUACAUAAAACUCAAAUUUCAUUGUUUAUAAAGUUUUAUUAGAACAAGUUACACUCAUUUGUUUACAUAUUUGUCUACUUUUACACUAAAAUACCAAAGCUGAGUAGUUUAAAAAUGACUGGAUCUGCAAAACCUUGGUAGACUCCUGCUAAAUAAAUAAAUACAUACAAAAAAAAAAAAAAAAGAAACCCACGAACUAGACUAGCAAGGAACCCAGGAACAGAACAUUUAACCACACUACCAUCAUCUAAUUUCUAAAAGCAACACUUGCAAUUCAAGAAUUCAAUCUAGCAUUCUAUGAAAGCUGACGAAAUGAGAAAACUACAUUGCAAGAUGUUCAUGAAAUGUUUAGAAAAGUGUAUAUAACAUUGAAGUAUUCAAUGACAAAUCAUUAGAUCCAGAACAGGUCAAAAGCAGGGCAGAGUGGCACAAGCCUAUAAUAUCAGCAAUGGGCAAGCUGAAGCAAAAAAACGUCUAGUUCAAGGCAGUAGGAUUUCUAAUUCAAGGCCAACCUGGGCUAGAUAGUGAAAACCUUUCUCAAAACAAAGCCAAAACCAAUACAAAAACCUCUAAGAAUUUGUAGUACAGAACAAUGUUAUGCAUUAUUAUUAAACAAGAGAAGAAAUGAAAGGUCUUCCGCAUUUAUGAGGGGUAUUUUUUCAGGAAACGCAUGGAUACUUAGCAAAAUUAUAUCAGGGAAUGUAUGAUCUGGAGAAAGAUAUGCACACAUGUACUUUCAAACUUUCCUAAGCUGUUGUCAAGAACCAUUCGUUUUAACAUUUGUAAGAAUUGUGGGAAUUCCAAAAGUCUCCUAGGUUGUUUGCAGGUUCAUCUAGAAGUUUUCAAGUACAGAACAUGACUGACAAUGUAGCCUCUUUUUCUUUCCUCCCUCUUGUGUUUAAAAAUCCAUCCUGAAUUUUGCCCUUAAACAUUCUGUCAUGUUAUAUGUAUCUUUAUUAAACACACCAAUACAUAUAUCCAAUAAUGUAAACUGAUGGUGUCCCCUCCAAUUCUGUGUCAAAAAUAGAGCUGACCUCAAUAAAUAAUCAUGAAAACACUGUG